Molecule: messenger RNA, 1110 nt
Organism: Enterospora canceri
Lineage: Eukaryota; Fungi; Microsporidia; Enterocytozoonidae
Source: the annotation of a GenBank genome assembly
AUGGAACUAACUAGGAAGAAUGGACUGAUAAAAGCAAUCAUACUGGCUGCAUUCACGGUAUUGACACUGACUUGGAUUGUCGUAGUAACGGUAUUACUGAUACGAAAACACCUAAAGAACAAAAAUAACCCAAAGAAUGAAACGGUAGUACAAAAAUCAGAUAAGAAGACGGAGACAGUAAAACCUGAUGUGCCUGUCGAUCCCAAAGAUCUCAAACACUAUAGCAACUUUAUUGUUAUUGCAAAGAAGAUUGAAGAACUAUGCAACACUUCUGAUGAUGCGGCAGUAAUACAACACAUGACAACUAAUGGUUUCGUACAUACUAGUGCUAACCCAUUAUUGUUUACGAAGGAUGAUUUGUCUCUGAAAAUCGGCCGACCAAUAACAGAAAUUAUUAACAGGGUAGAUUGUGAGACAAUUAAGAACUUGAAGCAUCCUAACGUGAUUGAAACGUAUCAAUACUACAAAUUCACUGCAAAUAACUCAGUUACAAAUGACCAGUAUCCUGUUGAAAUUACGCUGAGUGAGAAUGUGAGUCCAUUGACUUGGAACGGUGGUGAUCAUGCCCAAAUAAAAAUGGUUAUGAAGGAUGUGUUAGAGGGACUGGUAUAUUUGCAAACUAAGAGAAUUGUUCAUAAUGGGAUUAUACUGAUAAACCUGAUACAAAAAUGGAAUGGUACACGAAACGUAAUCAAAAUCAGUAACUUUGAUGCAUCCGUAAUAUUACCUGAAGGUGAAACAACAGUUCACCUAUGGAAGAUUAAGCCAUCGUGGUGCUACGCUCCUGAAUUAAUGAUCUAUGGCUAUAUAGGUUUGAAGACUGAUGUGUGGAUGAUAGUGCUCAAUGUGAUGUUAUCGAUGUUGCAGUAUAACUUGGGAGGCGCAUCAUGUACGACCUUAGCACAACAAUGGGUGAAUGCUUAUUUUGGGUCGGACUAUUAUCGACGCCUUGAUCUUGUGAAUUUGGCCCAACCAUUUCAUCCGCUAUUCAACAACAGUAACCCAAACGAUUUGGAUCACUUCAUAGAUUGCUGUCUACAGAUUAAAGAAGAAGACAGACCUAGUCCAAAAAACCUACUGAGCCACCCAUUCCUUACGCAAUCCCCUUGA